Symbiodinium sp. CCMP2592 is the source of this 1260-nucleotide messenger RNA. The record is from the annotation of a GenBank genome assembly. NCBI's taxonomy places the organism in Eukaryota, Dinophyceae, Suessiales, Symbiodiniaceae.
AUGGACAGUGAAGAGCACAGGUUGAACCUUGCACUGCAGCUAGAGCCCAGGAAGGCUGCGUCGUCUUCUUCCCCGGCUGUGAAGCGCAUCGGCGACGAGAGUCGGGGGGUCACCGCCGGGGGGCCGCAGAAGCGCCAGGCCACAGCCAUGGCCGAAACCACAGCCGCCGCCCGGACGUAUCCUCCCUUCAGAGUGCCCAGGCCACCUCCACGGGCUCCCGCAGCUCCCGCAGCUCCCCGGGGUCGCCUCAAGGACAGACUGGGAUCAUCUACAUCGCCAAAUUCGGGUGUGCUGGUUACACCAAGGCCCAAGUGCGGACCGACGACGGUGCCACCAAGGCCGUCGUUGGCUUCGCCAGACCCUGCGGCCAGGCAGGUGGACGUGGCAUUGGGGUUACCAGGCUCGAGUGAAGCUUUGAAGCCACAAAUUGUUCAACAUCGACACCAAGCGUCCACGCCCGGCCUUGUUUCCCAACAGACGGCGAGUCAGAGGCGAUCCGAUGUGGAAGAAGAGGCGGCAAGCUCAGCUCAAAGCACGGCAGUGCCAGCCUCGCAAGGAGAGGUCUUUUCACAGUCCACAUCAAGAGAGACGUCGGCGCUUUCCCAGGAGACGACUGAGUGGCAUCUUGCAACCACUCCGAAGGGGGAGUGGACAGGAAAAGACUUCCUUGACGCUCUCAAGACGGGCUACCUGGAGACGCUCGCGCAAUUCAUAGGAAACAUUGGUAUGCAUGGCCACCGCUGGGACCUGGAACAAUCAAGGAGUGUUGUCAAGGACUUCUUGGAGCGCUACAACCACAUUGACUCGCAUGACUGCAGCCUCCACUACUUCGAGCACCAGCGAGAGGGCUCGCACUUCCGUGCCACCUUGGUCACCACUGGAUUUGGCAACCGUCGGUACGUAGGUUCCUCCGCAGAUUACCCAAAGUCUGUGAAACAUCCGCGUGGUUCCAAAGAUCGGCAAAUCAUGAGAACGCGAUCUGCAGAGCGGAUGGCCUGCGCAGCGUUCAUGGCAGACACGGAUGUUGACGAGAUCAGGCAACAUCUGCCGCCUCCGAGGCGCAUCAUCCGAAGGCACAUGCAUCUCACACAACCUCAAAAGGAGGAGCUGAAAGUCCUAUGUGGCAACGGAUUUCAAGCUGUCCAUGAUCAGAUCAUAGACGCGGUGUACCAAGGCUUCAGUAGGUUGGGCUGUCGAACAGCCGCGUGGGAUGCCCAGCAAGGCAUUCAAAUUUCCGCUCUUCCCAAGGAGACGAGCUGA